Messenger RNA from Periconia digitata, 1967 nucleotides. NCBI's taxonomy places the organism in Eukaryota, Fungi, Ascomycota, Dothideomycetes, Pleosporales, Periconiaceae. The record is from the annotation of a GenBank genome assembly.
GAUAUGGACGUCCACUCCCAAGAGCCGCAAGUUGGUUUCCACAACUUAGUCCUCCCUCAGCUUGAAAACAUGGACACGCCGCCAAAAAAUGAUGAUGAAGCAGGCGAAGCUAUGGACGUCGACUUGGUUCCACUGCAAUCUCUGUUUGGUGGUGCUCAGUUGAGUCGCUCAGAUGGCACGGAUGCGCCUCAUCAGAAUGCACGCAAUAGCCAGCCACUUAUGGACAGUCCGUUACACGAUGAAACACAGACAUAUCACCACAUUGAUAUGCUGAUGAUCUCUCGAGAACCUUCGCCCGACUUUCCGCGUAUGAGCACUGAACCUGACGAACUCGAAAAAAUCCCAAAAGAUGACCCUAUAAAAGCAUACGGAUUGCGGACCAAUAUAAAUCGAAUCGUUAACGGGCCAUGUGUGGACGCGAACGAUGAUACGGAUUUUGAUCCAGAGCAAGAACGUCGAGACCUACGGAAAAAUGCAAAGCGGUCGAAAAAGCCGAAAGAAGGAAAAGAAGCAAAAAAGAAGGAGAAAGAACGUUUGACGACGGCUAAUGAAUUGAAAAAGCGCCCUAAGGUUAUCGUGAAGUUGCCACUUGGGAAAAAGUUCAACAAAGGACGACGCGUCACGAACGACUAUUCAAAUUGGCCAGAGAAUUGGUCGGAAGAUGAGUACUACCAAGUACCUAUUAAGGACCCUCGUGGGGAAUACGACGACUUGACCGGACACCCUGAAGCCCGCGGUUGCAAAGAAUGCCGAAGGCUGAACCAGCCUUGCUCCACCGUCAUCGAUGGUGAAUGGCCAUGCGAUUCCUGCAUUAAUGGUCGUCACCAGUGUGAAAAGAUUCACAACUCACAUCAUGAGCGCAUAGAUCUACAUAGUCAGCUCUGCGGACCGGGAAGGAAGCACGUGGAGUGCAACGCCUGCAGGUCGCAAAAGAAAAAAUGUUCACUGGAAGCAAAGACUGACAAGCCUCCAUGCGAGUCAUGCAAAAAUGAGGAAACAGAAUGUGUCUUCUACGACGACCCUGCUCCCACCCAGAAGGCGAAGAAAACCCGCAAAGAUGCGUUUGGACCGCUCUUUGCCACUAGCAGCCGUGUGUACAAGCCAGAUCGAAAAUUCUUCAGCGCUUCCGAUCUCGAGGAAUAUGAUGGUUCUGAUACCCACACGGAAUCUGUGCGUGAACCCACGCCGGACGUUAUCAUGACUGAUCAGUACGGAAACCGAGGACCAGUGAUCAAGAUAAAGACCUCUUUCGCACAUCCAAUCCAGUUCCAUAUCGAUGAUGAUAACGAUGCAUUAUUCGAAAAAGCAGCUUCCGAUUGUGAUUUCUGCAAUAAUCCAAGUUUCAGUUUUCUUGGGAAUUUCGAGACGAUGGCCUAUGUGCUGGUAUGGCCGACUGGCAAAGGUUACACGGAACUGGGCAAUGGUCAUCGACAACAGGGUUGUGAAAACACUGUCAUGUGUGUGGACUGCUGCUACUCCCGAUUGCAAAUCAUCGCCUGUCCUGAUCAUAACAUCAUGAGAAUCGAAGACAACGUGUCCUUACAUCAGGAUUUCAAUGGGGCUCUUAUGAACCUGGUCGAUACUCAGGACGGACCUAAAGAUCAAUUUCGUUAUCAAGAGCGACGAUGGUGCUCUUUCUGCAUGAAUCUAGCAAAGCACCAUUGCUGCGCCCCGCAAGAGUCAGCUCGAGACGAUAAUAUUCAGUUGAUAGGAUGCGGGUUACGGCUCUGCGAUAAUUGCCACGACGCAUUUGUUGGUGAGUUUCGUGGUAGCAUUGACUCAAUGGCUACAGCGUACGACGAACGGCCGAAAGCGGAGGCUGACAGUGAUGAUUCACCGGUGGGCCUUGUCCGGGCAGAUGUUGGUUUUCUUCGCGAACAUGGUCAGCUAUGGAGAAAUACGGGGGUUUGAAGCGGUUGCGUUCUCCACACUGGAGUGCGCGAUCAUAACUGUAGGGUAUUUUCAAC